AAAAAUGUAAAAAUCUUGUAGGCCCAUUUCUUGAUCGAUCGCUAUACUUUCCCUCUGUUAUAUGGGAAAUUAAUAAAAGAAUUUUUAUAACAGUUGAUUAAGCACUAAUCAAUUUUUCUGCUGUAGACUUGAUGUUGCUGCUGCUCAACGUAGGAAACCACUAGCUGUUACUUUUCCUUAUUUUAUUACCAGCAUGACUAUGUUACAGUUCCUUAUAAUGAUUAUAAUUUCGUCAUCUGGUGGUAUAGCGCCUGUUGGACUUCAUCCAGUUGUUGAGUUUUUGCUUGAUGUGGAUACUUUUAGCGGUCAUCAACCCAUAGAUUAUUGGCACACUCCUAAUAUGUGGAUUGGACCUUCAAAAAGAAGUUUAAUAAAACACGGCGCUGUGUAUACACCUUGCAUGAGAAAGGAUGCUACUAUCAUCCACGAUCUAUUGAAACAAGGAUUUUCUGUAUCUGAUCCUCUUGGAUGUUGCUACAACGAUUUAAGGAAAAUAGCAGCGACAACAACCGAGAACGAGUGUAAAUAUUUAAGUGACGACGGUGCAACAUGGGAUGUAACAAGAUGUACUUCUGUUAUAUACUCCCGUAUGAAGCACGUGCUAAAACCAUGCUGCUACGGUUUACUAGGUAAAUGCUUUCUUACUAAUGAAAUCGAAUGCCAAUUCUUGCAUGGAAGAUGGCAUCCACAUAAAGAUCACUGCAUGGAGGUGAACUGUUUUGCAUCAUUUUGUGGUUCUUUCGGAAUUACUUAUCCUGAAAAGGGAAUCUCUUUCAUACCAACCGGCAUUAGACAAAGUUGGAGAUUUAUACUACCGGUUUUCUAUCACGCGGGAUUUAUACAUUAUUUUCUGGUUUCAAUUUUGCAAUGGAUUAUCGGAAGGCCACUGGAAGAAAUGAUUGGUUGCGUUAGAAUUGGUUUAAUUUAUAUCCUGUCAUCGUUCGGUGGUAAUCUAGUAAGUAUUUUUAAGCUUUAAAUAAGAAAUUAGUUU
Molecule: messenger RNA, 991 nt
Organism: Centruroides sculpturatus (bark scorpion)
Lineage: Eukaryota; Metazoa; Arthropoda; Arachnida; Scorpiones; Buthidae
Product: inactive rhomboid protein 2-like
Exons: 5
Coding region: 194-976 (260 amino acids)
Biological process (GO): regulation of epidermal growth factor receptor signaling pathway; regulation of protein secretion
Cellular component (GO): endoplasmic reticulum membrane
Molecular function (GO): serine-type endopeptidase activity
Source: RefSeq, a predicted model, not a curated record